Messenger RNA from Schizophyllum commune H4-8, 1890 nucleotides. RefSeq lists its product as uncharacterized. Lineage: Eukaryota; Fungi; Basidiomycota; Agaricomycetes; Agaricales; Schizophyllaceae. Gene Ontology annotation, molecular function: protein binding. The record is from RefSeq and is a predicted model, not a curated record. The transcript has 3 exons. Bases 73 to 1728 code for a protein of 551 amino acids.
GACCACCAUCAUCUCCACCCCUGCAUCCCUUGCAGCCAUCCACACAUCACUCCGAGCCCAUUCCUUGUUCUCAUGGCAUAUCUUACAGCGCUCGAAAACCGUGCGGCCGCCCUCGCGGGGCCCGAUGUUCUGCGCUCUCCUUGGGCGCCCUCUGCCGAAGACGUGAAAUCACUAGAGCAGAUGCACUUUGACCUCGAGGAGUGCUUGCCGCAGCUGGGCGUCGAUGUAAGGCAGACGGACGCUAGAGUGCGCGCACUCGAAAGAGCGCUGCGGCUAUCUCGUCAUCGACUGGAGUCUCUGAGGGCUCAGCAAGUGCGCGUCGCUCGACAGGCGAAGGUCUGCAAAGCCACUGCGAAGGCGUUCAUACGAAGGCCGCCUAUCGAGAUCAUGGUCAUGAUCUUCUCACUCGUCCUUGAGCCCGGAACGUCCUUCUACGGUCGCGAGCUGCAUAGCAUCACGGCCACUUGCUCCUGGUGGCGCUCCGUCGCGCUGUCUGCUCCGUCUCUUUGGUCAACGAUUUGCCUUGCAUGGUCCUCACUACACUUCGAUGUACGGUACCCAAGAGCACCCAAUGCCGCCCUCGUGCGCGCCCAACUCAAGCACUCCGCCAAUGCGCCCCUCGAUGUCACUGUGACGAUGUACAAUUUACGUGCCGGCGAAUGUGCGCACGCCGCGUAUGAUGGUUCUUGGGCCGCUGUUCGCGAACAGUCGCAUCGGUGGCGUACGGCUGACAUAUCUUGGUACUGCAACUCAGGCUGGCGGAAUGCAUCGGUAUUAGCCCUUCCAAUGCUCGAGAGGUUGACGAUCACCGAUCCACAUGGGAAGGCUAUCCCCUGCUUCGCAGAUGCACCUAAUCUCAGGACCGCCAUAGUCGAAGGAUUUAACCAAGCGACAUGUCCUCAGCCGUGGAAGCUGACGACCCUCACACUUGACAACGUGUCCCCCGCGGAUGCCAUCCCUGUUCUUCAGCAACUCAGCCAGACGCUACAGAGCCUGCACAUUCGACCAUUAUAUCGGGAUUACACGACUGCUUCUCGAAGCACAUCCAUCAGCUUUCCCGAGCUGUCUAUCCUCGGCUUCGGUUCGCUCAAACAGUGCCAGGCGUUCUGCCCCCUCCUUACUGUCCCGAUGCUAGAGAAACUAUCCCUUGAAAUGUCUGACUUCACUGCAGUGACUUGCAACGCCGCCGAGCAUAUUGUCGAGAUGGUUCGCCGAUCGUCGGCCUCCGUUAUGGAUCUGACCAUUUGCCAUCUCCACGCGGCUUCGAGCCAGUGUCUACUGCGUUUGCUCAAGGGCUUGCCGACAUUGGAAUUCUUACAUCUAUACGCGGAUUCAGGCCAUGAACUUCUCGACGACCAGUUCUUCUGCGCAUUGACGCCAACCACAGAGAAUCUCGACUGCCCGCUGCCCAACCUAGUAGAACUAGCAGUCACCGCUUCCAUCGUCUAUGACCCCGCCGGCGUGGACUUUGCAACGCUCCACCAAAUGUUCAAUGCCCUACGGAGGGAGGACGUGGUCAUCAACGGCCAGCUGUACCCUGCUUUGGAGGAGCGCUCUCUCACGCGUAAUCCCAACGAUGACCUUUUCGUUGCCUAUGACAGCGACGAUGACGAUGAAGAAUACGUCCCGAACCCGACAGACACCGACGAUGAGACAGACUAUUCGAUGAGUAUAUCUGACGACGAGGACGAGUCGCAGAGCGACCUCGAGAUCUUCGGAGCGCGUUGAAGCAGGCAUAGUUAUGCGAUUCUGUCUUUAUCACGAAGCUCAACGUUGCGGGGUAAUAGGUAGUUAGAUCAGUGCACCCGUGUGUUGUGGGUCCAGACCAUUUUUUCCUGUUUUGAAAGUCGCAUGGCGACGCGUGCAGCAGCGCAUGAGCCAUCUUCUCAC